AUGAAAGCCACAUCUAGUUGUCACGGGAUUCCAAUGAAAUUGCGAUCAGACAAUGGGCUUCAAUUUAAUUCACGAGAAUUCCAUUUGUUUUGCAACUUAUACGGAAUACAACACACCACAUCAAGUCCGCAUUUUCAAAGUUUUAAUGGAGAAGCAGAAAGAGCAAUACAGACAGUCAAGAAACUGUGGAGAAAGUCAGAUGAUAGAUAUCUCAGCUUGUUAAACUACCGAACAACACCGCUGGAGUCAGUCAACCUAUCACCAGCACAACUCUUAAUGGGCCGUAGACCACGGAACAACUUACCAACCCGAACAGAGCUACUCAAGUCCAGAAACGCAGGACCAAAUCUAAGUCAGCAAAUGAAAGAUAUCAAGGAGAAGCAGAAGUUCUAUUAUGAUAGGAGACAUGUGAAAGAAUUACCGCGCUUAGAUAUCGGUGAUCAAGUAAGAGUUGCACCCCAGAAACCUCGAACACCAAGGAGUGGAAACCAGCAACAGUAG
Molecule: messenger RNA, 501 nt
Organism: Saccostrea cuccullata (small rock oyster)
Lineage: Eukaryota; Metazoa; Mollusca; Bivalvia; Ostreida; Ostreidae
Exons: 1
Coding region: 1-501 (166 amino acids)
Biological process (GO): DNA integration
Molecular function (GO): nucleic acid binding
Source: RefSeq, a predicted model, not a curated record